AUGCGAUCUGGCAUGCGUCCCCCAACCUCCCGCGCUCAUUUUUUGCGCUUGGCCGUGCUCGACCUCGCGUGCGCGUGCCCGCAAUCGGCGGCUUUGUCUUGCCUCCCACCAUCACCCCCACGUCUGUAUUCACCCACCGCCACCGCUCACCUCGCUCCCCUGGCAUCCCCAUACCACCUCACUCUUCGCUCUUGCGCCCUCCCCGAAGAGUUGCCCCCAAUCGCCCGCGAGUACGCGUCUCCGCCCGCGCUCGUGCCGCCUGCCCCCAAAUUCGACGCGCACCGACGGGAACGACGCUCGCGGGAGUGCAGCCUACCUCGCCGCGCCCUUCAUUUCCUUACAAACCCUACCGCCACUCGACGCGCGCAAGAGAAGACGCUGGGCUCACCAACCAACCCCCUCCUCCUUUUCUCACCUGAUCACCGACCACAACAAGCACGCAUAAACGGAAGGCUUCGCAUGCCACGCGCAGCGCGCACCUCCCCAUCUACCAGCUCCCCCUUCCCCCCCUCCUCUGGCGCUCGCGCGCAGCCCCGCGAGUGUGCGCGACGACGGCCUAUUGCCGUUGUCUGGGCUCCCUAUCGUGCCCUCCCACCCCCAUGGCUACCUUUGAGGACGCGUCCGCGCCAGCAGCGCAUCAACGGCGGGCGGCGCGCGGGAGCCCCGACGGCGGCGGCAUCACGCGCGACGGCCGACGCGUGCGGCGCGAUCAUCCGCGGCGGCGAGCCCGGAGGUUGCCUGCUGCAUUGGGCGCAGCCCGGCGACGUCCCGGGCAGCUUCCGGGAGGCCGUGGCUGUGCAGGCAGGACAUACGCACAGAUUUUCAAAAGAUUGGCGGACAUAUGUUGGGUACUUUUUAAAAAGUACUACUUCCACAGGUGCGAGCGACCUUGUAGGCAACAAGUGGGAAGCAUCGUCGGACGAACCGCCACCAUCGACUGUCCCGACCAGGCAGGACUGGGCCACAGCGAACACGAGCGCGUGGGAGGAGGACGAGGUCGACCCGUACCUGGACCCGAGGUUUGGAGCCCCAGAGGACAAAGCCCCACCCUCAGCAACGACGACUUUGUCAACGGCAGCUUCAUCAGCAGCGGCCCGCAGGACAGCGGAAGGAUCAACCCGAGCCCCAGCCGUGAGCAGCGGCCAGUCGUCCACGACCACGCCAUCGACGCCUCCCACGGUGAACCCGCAAGCAAACUCAGCGGGCCGGUCAGGCCGCCCCUCUCGUGACCACCCUGCUCAGUCGAGAACGAGUCAGCUUUCGACGUCCUCGAGCCAUCUACAACGGGAAUGCGAAACAGCUGCGGAGGACCACCAACCGCCCGCGUGGGAAUCGCAGAGCGCAGUGGCGAAUGCGAGGGAUCGGGUCACGGACUCAAGGGGUGAAAGUGCACGCGAGGGAGAAGGUCAAGCGGCUAUACACGCCGACUCUCCAGUGGCUGCGUUGUCGAGGCCAUCCAUUGAACUCGCGAACCGGCGUGCCGCUCCAGGUACCAACCUGCGAGAGUCGAGAACGGGAAGCAACGAGUCGCAGGCCGGGCCAAGCUCAGUGGCGUCGAGCUCAGCCUUUGUCAGGAUUCGACUGACGCUGUUGGCGCCCGCAGUGGACGUUGGAAGGCUAGCCGACCUCGCCACGGUCAUGAAUAGGGCGGGCAUUACUCGUGAUGCGCUCGUCCGCACUUCGCCAAAUGGACGUGAGUUCGUCGCGCGUUUUGCCAACGCAGAGCAGUCAGCCCGCGCAGUAGCCCACCUCCCAACCCUGUCUACCGAGGAAGCCGAGAUGGAUGCUACGGUGAUGCCAGCGACGGAAGCGGAGACGCUCAUUGCCAGCGCAACAAUCAUUGGGGAGACAGGGCCCGCUGACCCCGACGCAAUGGAGGUCGACGCUGGUUCACAAUUGCCCGUCUUCCCAGAGCUCGCUCAUCCAUUCACCGCUGUGCCACCUUCCUCGGGAGGCGCGCCGAUGGGAGGCUUCGCCCCGACGCCUUUCUUUGGCUCGUCCACGUUCCCCCCCCGCUGUGUCACUGCAAUGGCCGACGAUGCCUUGGGGUUUGCCGCCCCCACCUAA
Schizophyllum commune H4-8 is the source of this 2067-nucleotide messenger RNA. RefSeq lists its product as uncharacterized. The record is from RefSeq and is a predicted model, not a curated record. NCBI's taxonomy places the organism in Eukaryota, Fungi, Basidiomycota, Agaricomycetes, Agaricales, Schizophyllaceae. The transcript has 4 exons. Bases 1 to 2067 code for a protein of 688 amino acids.